Lepisosteus oculatus (spotted gar) is the source of this 4347-nucleotide messenger RNA. RefSeq names its product SRY-box transcription factor 15. The record is from RefSeq and is a predicted model, not a curated record. Gene Ontology annotation, biological process: anatomical structure morphogenesis; regulation of DNA-templated transcription; cell differentiation. Gene Ontology annotation, molecular function: RNA polymerase II cis-regulatory region sequence-specific DNA binding; DNA-binding transcription factor activity, RNA polymerase II-specific. Lineage: Eukaryota; Metazoa; Chordata; Actinopteri; Semionotiformes; Lepisosteidae.
UGUAAAUGAGGGCUUGCAGGCCAGUUGUCAGCGGAUUGGUGGAGGGACGAAUACUUUAUCACUAUAAACCCGCAUGUGAAGUAGGAAGAACUUUUUUUUCCCCCAUUGAAGUGUUUUGGGAUAGCAGAGAGUAGCCAGGUGUAGCAAAGCGACGGAGAGAAACGGGGGGAGAGAGAGAGAGACGGGAGAAAUGGUUCAAACUUUUUUGAACAAUAAUGACGAGUAGAGCCGACGCCUCUUAACCCUGGUAUGUUUAUGUCUGAGCCGGGUCUUUCUGUUGAGUAAGCCGACUGGGUUAAAGUAAUUUUCGGGCAGGUGAGCAGGACUUACCCGCGGGGCGAAAAGCGCCUGAAGUGGGGCGGCCUCACCAGCUACCUCCCCUGAACUGCGAGGUGAAUGCGGUUUGACGAGAUUUUGGUCUGCAGCAAACCGCUCCCUUCCUCCUUAUUAAGCGCGUCCGUAAUAUCUCGUGCAUUUCUGCUGCUGCCGCGCGUGCUUCUGAAACCACGCCAUGUACAGUAUGAUGGAACACGAGCUGAAGUCUUCGGCGCCCCCGGUCCCGCAGCCGCCGCCGCCUCACCAGCCCGGCCCGGGCAUGUCCCCAGUGAACACCGGCGUGGGGAGCAGUCACCCGGGGGCGAAAGCCGCCUGCCCUCCCGGCGCCGGAGGGGACCCCAUGGAUAAGGUGAAACGGCCCAUGAACGCCUUCAUGGUUUGGUCCCGGGGCCAGAGGCGGAAGAUGGCGCAGGAGAACCCCAAAAUGCACAACUCGGAGAUCAGCAAGAGGCUGGGAGCCGAGUGGAAGCUGCUGACCGACGCCGAGAAGCGGCCGUUUAUCGACGAGGCUAAGAGGCUGCGGGCGCUGCACAUGAAGGAGUACCCCGACUACAAGUACAAGCCCCGGCGCAAGACCAAGCCGCCGCUGAAGAAAGACAACCCCUCGGGGAAAUACCCGCUGUCGGCCGGCAACCUGCUGGCCGCGGCCGCCGCGCAGGGUCCCGGGGGCAGCCCGCGCGUGGAUAGCUACGGCUGGGGCCCCACGGGGGGCUACGCGGGCAUGCAGAGCGAGGCCCUCGGCUAUCCCCAGCAGCUUCACCGCUACGACCUGUCGGCCCUGCAGUACCCCCCUACCAUGGCCACUGCGCAGAGCUACAUGAACGGCGCCGGCUCCUACAGCCCCAUGUCCUACGGAGGCAGCCCCCAGCAGCCCAGCUCCGUCAUGUCCAUGGUGAAGCCAGAGCCGGUGUCGCACUCGCCCACAGGGGCCCCCAGCCACCACCGAGGGGCCCUGCAGGGGGAUCUCCGAGACAUGAUCAGCAUGUACAUCCCGAGCAGCGAUACAACCGACCCUGCGGCCCAGAGGGGAUAUACCAGUGUCCAACAGCAUUAUCUCAGUGGGACCGUCCCGCUGACCCAUAUCUGAUGCUCCCACUCAUGUCCCUGGACUUCCCCCCUCAUGAAGGAGCUGUGUAAAUAGCCACCCUGUUUUCUUUGCAGCCGGAAUUAAAUGUGUAUGUUAACUUGUUUUAGAACUGCAACAGGCAGCUCCCACUAACCCACGGACCACUGUUCUGAUUUUGACGGGUACAGGGCUGGAGUCUGGGUCCUGGUGACCCCAGUGUCGGCUGGUAUUGGUUCCAGCUGAGCUCCCCAUUACUUAAUUGCAGCCUGAAUUAAGCACCGUUGCUUAGUUGCUUUUUAAAAUGGAUCUCCUAAAACCUUGCAUAUUGUAAGUUAUUUCUGAAAUUUGACUGGCCUAAAGUCCAAUUGAGCAGUGUUUUUACUUUGAUUUUUUUUUAAUUGAAAGCUCAGUUGGAACAGCUGGGGUCUAGAGAAUCGGGAGGUUUUGCGAGGUCAGAGCCUUUAAGCUGAAAUGGGUCGGAAAGUCUUCUGAGAGCUUGGAAAUGGAAUACAAAAAUCGACGCUUUCAGUAGAAACUGCCAAUAGGACCGAACUGAGCCAUGUGGAGAGCCAUUGCUCUGGGGUCUCGGGAUUCUUUUACAGUCAUGUCUUUUAAUAGGCAAAGAGAUGUUCAGGCAGCUCUCAAAAGAAUGUUUUGAUCCCUUACCAAGCAUGAGCAAAAUUAAGCUUCCUCACUCCCUUGGGAAGAAAUAACAUGCAAAACCACUCCUGUUAUCCAUAAGGGUGUAACGGAUUGCAAAUUCUGUUGGCGGUCAGUCGGCUAACGGUGAUCUCUGCCAGAUGGCAGGCCGAUCGCUGCGGUUUUUGUGAGCAGUCUUGGUGUGGAAGAGCAGUUCCAUUGCAUAUGAUCCGGGAUUGAGGGAAGCCCCUAACGGGCAACCUCCAUGGGAAUCCCAUUGAAUCUGGCCAAGGCUGGAGUGUGGCAGCUGCCAGGAGUUGUGUAAUUCUGACUCCUCAUUGUGAAACCGUCCAUUUUACUUUUUUGAACAAGAGCAGAUCGUGUUCUUCUUACUCUUCAGGCAGUACCUCCUGAGGAAGACUGGCAGUGAAAACCAGGAAUGUGGGUUCAGGAGUAUUCCUGUGGAGUGGUUCUUUCCAUUCCUUGUUUCACAGAUUCUUCAAAAAUCCCCCUUUGAAUCAAAACAUUCAACACCCAACCCCCAGUAUUGCCAAGCCCAAACCUGGUACUGAGGUGGCUUUUGAUUGGAUGGAGGGCUUGUCCUUCUGCCCAGUCGGAGUACGCCUUCAUGUAAAUUUAGGGUUGGUGUUGGGUCUGAUCAUUCCCGAGUUCUCUGUGCCUCUUCUCCACAUCCAGUUACCAUUUGCAUUGCCUGGGCUCUUACAGCAGACUUCAGUAUUUACCCAGUGCCAUUAACAAUGUCUUGAGGAGCAUGGGUGUGAUUUGUGGGCCCUGUGGGAAAGGUGCCAUAGUUUACUCCCUGUUCCACCCCCCCCCUCCCUUCCCUUAUCAUGUGAUGCUGUACAAUAGAGGCAUCGGUUUGGAUAUAGCCCUUCCAGGUGUUAACAGGUGCAAUCGUGGACCCUACCCCCUCCUUGAUCAAAUCCGAUUCGUUAGUCUGACAGCUAACGCCGGUGUCCCGUUCCUUAAAACUUUUUAAAGGAAAGGGAACAUCUAAAAUAGGACCAAUUCUAAGGGUUGCUACUUUUAUUUUAAAAGGUCAGGCUCCUACCUUAAUGAGCUUCAAUGAGUCUGAGAGGAGAAACUGACCCCGGAGUGUAUUGAGGUGGCGAUCUCUUUGCUCCUGUGAAGCAUUCUGUUGGGAUAAUGGGAAGCGGCCAUCGGGUACUGGGUGGCUCAAUUGAGAUUCCGGCUUAUCCCGGGGGUUUAUUGGCUGUUCGGUGAUUUGGGAAUGAGCGAGCUUGCCAUUGGACCUGGGGGCGGACAAGGAGAAGUGCUGGUUCCUUUCCAAGAUAUGAAGCCCCCCCCCUUCCUCUCCUUGCCCGCAGUCCAUUUAAAUGGGGAGUAACACAAGAGCCAGUUGGUCCUGUGGGGAUCCCAUUUGCUCCUUGGUGAUGUGUUCCUUGAGCAGAGGUAUCCAGUUCUGGUCUUGUUGGGGGUGGGGGUUAGUUCUGCUGGUUUUCCAGUUCAUUUUAAAGUGCCAGCCCCUGACAAUCUGGAGUGAAAACUGUCAACCGGCCCAAUUUGGCCAAUAACAAGAUGAUCCAAGCUGGACUGAAAAGGUUUUGAGAUACUGGACCUCAAGGGCUGGGCUGGGCCCUCCUCCGAGUUUGAGUUUAAUCCUGGUUGCUCAAAUUCAAUGCCCAUUGUCUGGAGAGCGAGAGAUUGCUGCUUCUUCUAGGGUUUGGACUUUGCUAUGACUACUGGUUGAGUGUCUGCAUCAGACUGGGUUUUAAUAUCCCUUUAACUGUCACUGGGCACCUGCUGGUUGGUCUUGAAGACUUUUCAGAUAAACAUUGACUCCCCAUUGCUGAAGGAUGCGGGCCUCCAUUUCUCUCGCGCAAGGAGCAGUUCUCCAUCUCGGUUGACUAUAUCACAAUCCUUUCAUCUUCAGAACAAAUCCCUUUGUGUUCUCAAGCCAGUAGGGUUUUUGUCAACAGAAGCUUGCACCACUGUUUUUAAUAGGAAUUUCUGUACAUUGUUUUAGAAUUUGGAUCCAGAACAGUUAAACAAAUGGGGUUGAUACUGUAAUUUAUAUUAAACACAAAUGUUUACAUUGCAAUUCGAUUGUGUAACUGUACAUGCUUUUUGAAACUUUUUUAAAAGUGUAUUUUAUUUUAUAGCUGUUAAUACUGUGCAUUGUAAAUAGUCUGUAAGAGUGCCGACUGGAGCUGUGAAGUGUACAGAUUUUCUUUCUUUAAAUCCCUUAUACUAAGGGUGUUUAAGUGGAAAUGAGGAUCAGAUCAAACGAACAAAAAAAAAGUAAAUGCUUUAAAAUUUGUAAA